GGACGGUUGAAAAGUGUGGUAAAGACAACAUGGAUUAGUCUCGGUUGUGUUGUUGCCAAAAUAACCUAAUAGUUAUUUAUUAAGGAUGUGGGCCGCCAGACGAUUCCUAUCAUUAGUAUCCCAGAGAGGUUGCUGUGAAGUGCGGUCUGCUUUAUUAUGUCAGCGUGGCUCCCUCCCCGAGCUCGAACUCCGGUAUCUUCAGUGCACCUGCUGCUGGAGAAGCCAGGUUCCUGUGGCUGGUUUUGAGACCCUGAACACCUCCAUCAAGUCCACGGUGCUGUGCAGGGAGGAAGACAGCAAAAAGCCUCUGGAUUAUUUGUACACUUUUGAGCAGCGCAGCAUCAUCCUCCACCUGCUCAACACCGCCACCCAGGCUGAGCUGGAGGGUGUCAAGUUGCUGAGGGGCCGCAAGUCUGUCAACAUCGUGGAGUACAGGGAUAGGAAUGGGCCGUUCAACACGCUGGAGAGUGUGGUGAAUGUGCCACGGCUUAAGCACAAAAGCGCAGUGAUAGUCUUCAAUGAUAUCCUCAAUCCACAGAAAAAAAAGAAAGCCACAGUACAGCUGGCCAAGUUUGUGAAGCCACCUGUGGACAGAUCCUGCCUAGAGGAUGCCAGUUCUAUUGUGUCAAUAGUUUGUGGGACCAAUAAGAUUGCGUGGGCACAUGUGGACCACGGAAUGACUGUACUGGAUUGGCAGCAGCUGGAAUGUCCGAACUUCUUGAAGGGAACAUACUUGGCCUCUGCUUACCUGUCUGAUAUAUCCACGGUUGUGUCCCUCCUUCCCCCAACUGACUUAUACAUCAUAGAGAAAUCAUCCAUCUCAGUCCAGAAUACCGCUCUGUUCCCCAUCAUGGCCCACAUGAGGACUGUGGAGGCCAUGUUGUUCGCCCUGCUUGAGCCAAGAAGUUGCUCACCUGCCCCCAAUGUUUGUCCCAGAGUUAUCAACAUGACGCGUGCUGCCGUGGGACGCCACUUUGACCUGAUGGUGGGUGAGUCACGGACGAGUGGAGCGCACACAGUGCAACAGUUGAUGACCAAGUCAGUGACACAGAAGUGCCCCAGAAUAAACAUCCCCCAGGAGCUGCUGAUGAAACACAGGAAAGCUUUUGAAGUGGGCAUUUGGAAAGAAGGGGACGAGCUGUGCGAUGCCCUGCUUCAGGCCGUGGCUUUUUACGAGCUGCUCAGCCAAUCUGCCUCUUAGUACACACACCAGUGUCAACCUGAG
This is a messenger RNA of Thalassophryne amazonica, 1225 nucleotides long. It is a transcript of the gene tefm, whose product is annotated as transcription elongation factor, mitochondrial. Gene Ontology annotation, biological process: transcription elongation by mitochondrial RNA polymerase; mitochondrial transcription. Bases 86 to 1201 code for a protein of 371 amino acids. Gene Ontology annotation, cellular component: mitochondrial nucleoid. The transcript is spliced from 5 exons. Gene Ontology annotation, molecular function: nucleic acid binding; DNA polymerase processivity factor activity. NCBI's taxonomy places the organism in Eukaryota, Metazoa, Chordata, Actinopteri, Batrachoidiformes, Batrachoididae. The record is from RefSeq and is a predicted model, not a curated record.